UAAGGGCACAUCCUCGGAGCUGUGCUGAGCGCCCGGACAGAGCCCACGGGGAGGGAGAAGGCAGGGGGUGCAUAGACAGGCAGGCCAGGCCGGGAGAGAGCGAGGGCAGAGGGGCCGCAGAAGACGGGGACUUAUAGGUUCUGGAUGCCCAGGGGCCGACAGAUCGGUGCUGGGGGACUGCCAGGCGGGGCAUAAAGGGAAGAGAGGGGUGUCGUCGGAAAGGGUGUAAAGAGAAGGCUGUAAAUUGAGGGUACGGACAGAUUAGGGGCAGAUCCUAUAUAGCGGGGCACAGGACACAGCCAGGCGGGGGAUAGAUCGAGGACUGGGGUCCAGUGCAAUCAGUCCUGGGGUACAUGUCGUAGUGUACCUGCUGUCUGUUACACCACUUUCUUGGGAAGUGGCCGGCGAGGGUCUCUGGGAGCCUGGCCCCAGGGGCAUGACCAAAGUCUGAGGACUGUGAGGCAGACGGGCUCGCAGCCCAGAUGACGACAGCGGCAGCGAAGGUGCUGAAGGAGGGGGUGCUGGAGAAGCGCAGCGGGGGGCUGCUGCAGCUUUGGAAGAGGAAGCGGUGCGUGCUGACCGAGCGGGGGCUGCAGCUCUUCGAGGUCAAAGGCACCGGCGGGCGGCCCAAGGAGCUCAGCUUCGAUCGAAUCAAGGCUGUGGAGUGCGUGGAGAGCACGGAGCGGCAUAUCUAUUUCACCCUGGUGACCGAGGACGGCGGGGAGAUCGACUUCCGUUGCCCCCUCGAGGAUCCUGGCUGGAACGCACAGAUCACUCUGGGUCUGGUCAAGUUCAAGAACCAACAGGCCAUCCAGACUGUUCGAGCCCGGCAGAGUCUUGGGCCAGGGACCCUGGUGUCCUAGGCCCAGCUCCCCUCACCAUGCUCCACCUCAAUCCUGCUGUCCUUUCCGUCCGGGGAACCAUAUCAGUUUCCCAGCCCUUUCUGAAACCGGGGAGCCUGAACUGUCCCUGCUGGUCAGGAUGAAUGAAGUGGACUCAGGACUGGGCAGGAGCAGAAGGAAAGAGUUGGUCCAUGGGACUUUGCCUCUCCUGGGGAGGAGAGUGGAAUGUCAGGAAGGACUGAGAAUGAAGAUCUUGCCCCUGGAGGUCCCAGAAAUGUCACUGCCUUCUAUAGAGACACAGACGGCUCUGAAUUAUCUGUCUUCGGUUUGCUCCUUCUCCUGGGUAGUGGGAGGCCAGAAAGGCUACUGAGGGCCUCUCACUACUCUCAGAAGAACCUCUAUUCCUCAUGUGCAAUCCCAUUCUCUCAACCCAAGAGACUGUCAUCAAUCACAGUGUGGGCCACAGUGCUUACCCAGUGAAGAAGCGGAUGUUCCCUCAGUCAUGGACUGGGGCCUUCUAGGACCAUGUGCAAGAGGCAGGUGGGGCCAGCCUUAGCCUAGUGUGCCUUCAAGAGGAGCCAUGGUGACUGUCUCUGAACUCCUGCAUUUGGGGAGCAACUCCAAGGGAAUGGAACAGAUGGGGCUUAGUUCCCAAUCUUUGGGACUUGUUGCUGCUUAGGUCCUUUUGGGGGACCCUCCAUCUAGGCCCCUUCUCUGUACUCCCAUGACCUCAUACCUGUUCCCUCCCCAGCUGUGGUGUUAGGGUUCAGGGGCCUUGCCAUUACCAUUUCAUGCCAGUUACAGAAUGAAGUUGUCCCUGACAAAGGGUAGUGACAACA
Molecule: messenger RNA, 1681 nt
Organism: Vombatus ursinus (common wombat)
Lineage: Eukaryota; Metazoa; Chordata; Mammalia; Diprotodontia; Vombatidae
Gene: PHLDA3
Product: pleckstrin homology like domain family A member 3
Exons: 2
Coding region: 483-863 (126 amino acids)
Biological process (GO): negative regulation of phosphatidylinositol 3-kinase/protein kinase B signal transduction; intrinsic apoptotic signaling pathway in response to DNA damage by p53 class mediator; positive regulation of apoptotic process
Cellular component (GO): plasma membrane
Molecular function (GO): phosphatidylinositol phosphate binding
Source: RefSeq, a predicted model, not a curated record